Molecule: messenger RNA, 1495 nt
Organism: Selaginella moellendorffii
Lineage: Eukaryota; Viridiplantae; Streptophyta; Lycopodiopsida; Selaginellales; Selaginellaceae
Product: NAC domain-containing protein 72
Exons: 2
Coding region: 297-1355 (352 amino acids)
Biological process (GO): regulation of DNA-templated transcription
Molecular function (GO): DNA binding
Source: RefSeq, a predicted model, not a curated record
UAGAAACAAGCACCCUGUGAAGAGAAGGGAAGAUCAUGAGAGGAGAGCUCUUCACUCACUUGGCGCACAAUUAAGAUAGAAUCGUCCAGCGAGACUUCGUGGUGGAAGCGUGGAAGCGCAGCUCAGAGUAGCAGCACCCCCUUCGUUUUCUCGCGAUUUCUCGCGACUUAAUCGAGCAGAAGGAGCUGCGCACCUGAAAAGGGCGACCAGGAUCUUAGCAUAGAGAGUUUAUAGACUCGGGUUUCACAGAAGAAGAGAUUUUAGCCAAGCAACAGUAAAGUACCUCAAAGUCGGAGAUGGCUCCAGCGAAGUUCUCCCCCUCCUCGUCACAGCUGCAUUUGCCUGCUGGCUUCAGGUUCCAUCCCACAGACGAGGAGCUCGUCGUCCACUACUUGUGCAAGAAGGCCGAGUCCAAACCAUUCCCUGUUCCUGUGAUAGCCGAAGUAGACCUCUACAAGUUCAGCCCCUGGGAUCUCCCGAGCAAGGCCUACUUCGGCGAGCGAGAGUGGUACUUCUUCACUCCCAGAGACCGAAAGUAUCCAAACGGUGCUCGCCCCAACCGAGCAGCCGGGUCCGGCUACUGGAAGGCCACCGGCACUGACAAACCGAUUCACACCCGAGGCAACCGCAAAGUUGGCGUCAAGAAGGCCCUCGUCUUCUACGAUGGAAAAGCUCCAAAGGGCGUCAAGACCAACUGGAUAAUGCACGAGUACCGGCUGGUCGAGUCGAGCAGCCACAAGCCGGCCAAGGAUCACAAAUCUCUCCGACUGGAUGACUGGGUGCUGUGUCGGAUAUAUGAAAAAACCAGCGGGGCCUUCAAAGUCAUGGUGUCGUCGCGUCACACUGAGCCCGAGCCGGAAGCCGAGAUGGAGCCCGAGCAGGAGGCCGAGGCCGAGGAGUCCGAGUCCGGGUUGGACGAAAUGCUGGCAGCCUUGCCGGACAUAGAUAACUCCAAGCUAGCGCUUCCCCAGUUCUGUGCUCAUGAGAACCUGAUGACUGCCAGCUGCUUGCCCGACGAUAUGCCUGAAGAUCUAUCCAACCGAAGUGGAGUGCCCCAGCAAAGUCAGUACCACGACGACUAUCCAAAGAGUUCCAGCUCGGAGCCGUGUUUUGGCAACACCUCGGAGCUGAGUACGUACUGGUCCCUCUAUCCGCAAGGCAAUCUCUUUGGAGGCUGGGAGCAGUCUCCAACACUGAAAAGAGCACCAAGUACGAUCAGCGACAUCUUGGAACACAUGCAAGCUAGAAAGAGGAUAAAGGUAAACCUUGAGGACGACGACGUCCAGAGCACUUGCAGAUCACCUCUUCCUUCCUGCAGGCGGCAACAACAGCAACAGCUUUACCCGUUGCUCUAAGUCAAGUAAGGAUAGAAUUUUUUUUGAGCAUGCUGGAGAACGUUUUUUAAUGGCUCUCGUUGAGAGAGCACGCAAACGAAUGCUCGUAAUGUACAACAUGCUUUCCUGUAACAUCAAAAUAUUAGGCAGAUAUGCUAAAA